AACCCUUUACCUCUUCCUUUCCAGUUUCACUCUGCAAAACCUCUAAAACCUUUCCCCCAAAAUCACAGAGGAAAAAAAAUAUUUUUUUCAUCAAUGGAUUCAACUUUGAUCAUGGCAUCAUCAUCACCAUCUUCCUUCCUUCACCAUAAUCUAACCUCAAAGUUGUAUCAACCCGUUUUCAAUUUCAAACACUCUUCUUUUAGGCCUCUGAACAGUAGAAACUUCACCAUUAUCAAAGCUUCUUCAGAUUGUAGUUCAAGUUCAAAUCCUAGUUCUAAUCCCUCCAAUCCAGAUCCUUUAAUUUCCAGUCUGAAAACGACCACUGCAGCCAUAGUUUUUGCCGCCGCAGUUUUUGGAAAGUUCCACCAGUUGCCGGCCAGGGCCAGCCCUCCAUCACCACCACCAACUCUUGAAAAACAAGAGGAGAUAUUGGAAGAAGAAACCCAUAAGGGAAGAUUUGAAGAAGAUCAAGAAAAUUCCCCGUUGACCCAGUUUUUGGAAUCCAAUUCUGAGGCUGUUGAGGCCUUGAAAAGCUUGCUCCAGCAGAAACUCGAGGUGGGCGAGGAUGAGGAGGGGUUGAAGAUAUUGAGGAAGUUAAGCUCAGCACAGCCGGAGAAUACAGAGUGGAAGUUUUUGAUGGCUAGGCUGUUGAAUGAAAUGGGGAAAACUCAAGAAUCAAGAGAGGUUUUUGAAGAGAUUUUAGUGAGAAACCCAUUGUUGUUUGAGGCAUUGUUUGAAAAUGCGUUGUUGAUGGACAGGUGUGGAGAAGGGGCCGCGGUUUUGAGGAGAUUAGAGGAGGCAUUGAAGAUAGCUGAGGAGGAGAAGAAGGUGAAAGAGGCUAGAGAUGUGAGGUUUAUAAUGGCACAAGUACAGUUCUUGCAGAAGAAUGUGGAGGAAGCAUUACAGAGCUACGAGGAGCUUGAGAAGGAGGACCCUACAGAUUUUAGGCCUUACUUUUGUAAAGGGAUGAUUUAUAGUUUGCUGGAUAGGAAUAAAGAAGCUAGAGAACAAUUUGCCAAGUAUCGCGAGCUUUCACCUAAGAAAUUCGAGGUUGAAGGCUACUUGAGGACUCCAUUAUCAAGGAUGAAGCUUUUUGGAACUGAUGAGAACGAGAAUUGAGUUUUUGGCUUCUGAUUCAGAGUUUUGAUGGAUUGGUUGUAUGUUCUGUUCUCUGCCAACUUGGAGGCCAGAAACUCAUCGGGCAGCGUGAGUUUUUUUUUUUGAAGUUCAUGACGAAAUUUAGCGAAUUUGGUCGCUUAACUGUAAGCUAGAGAUGCUUUUGAUGAGAUGAAUAAUGGAUACAGUCUUUGUAGUUUAUAUGAAAUAAGUAACAUAAGAAUCAGUUCUUUACUUUGAUUUGCUGUCCAUCCUAUUGUGCUUAGAAUUGAUGAUUAGAUCAACACAGCUGACAGAAUUGACCUCGAUGACUUGCUUCCUGCUUUGUGUCAUCUAUUGAUUUCUCAUGUUUUGUUAAAAUUGGUAUGCUGCGGCCUAAUUAGUUCAGACCCGUGGUCUCAGUUGAGAAAUUGAAAGUUUGUACAUUUGGUGGAUAAUUUAGAUUCAGAAUUGCUUCCUGCUCUGUCUCAUCUAUUGAUUUGUCAUGCUUUGUUAAAGUUGAUAUGCUGGGGUCUAAUUAGUUCAGACCCGUGGUCUCAAUUGAGUAAUUGGAAGUUGUACAUUUGGUGAAUAAUUUAGAUUCUAAGUAUUCAAAGCAAGCACUACAUUCUGUGCAAAAGUUUACAUUUUUAGAGAUGAUCCCGCUUUUCUAUCUCUGUUGGUUUUAGUGAAAAUUGAUCCUGCAAAGGGUUCUAAGAAACAUUAGAUCCAAUCUGCUUACUCAUUUAAUCGUUUAUAAGUGACAUUACAAUUUGCCUUGUAUAUUUUCCAGAAA
Molecule: messenger RNA, 1891 nt
Organism: Coffea arabica (coffee)
Lineage: Eukaryota; Viridiplantae; Streptophyta; Magnoliopsida; Gentianales; Rubiaceae
Product: protein SLOW GREEN 1, chloroplastic-like
Molecular function (GO): protein binding
Source: RefSeq, a predicted model, not a curated record